ACAGUCAGUCGUCCCAGGGCGCUCGACGGGAGAUGCAAGGCGAGUCGCGAUUCACGCGCCACUCUCGUCGCCGUGACACGCGGUCCUCCACGACGCAGUCUCUCCUCUCUAUCUUGUCGGAUUUAAAGGUUAAUAUAUACAGUGAUCCGGACAACAAACCGUUCAGACGUUAAUCUCGAAGAGGACGAGAGGGGAAUCAAUCAAGUCACGUUUAAUUUCUGACGUCUCGUUUAUCCUGUCGUUCUCCUGUCAUCGGGGAAUCUCCCCGCGCUCUGAAACCUUACGUAGCUUUUUUCACGAUAGUCGAGCACAGUGGUGUGAAGGAAACGGAAGGAAUAAUUUCGUCUUCACGAUCAGUGUACGAAAGUGCGAUCGUCAGUGAGUCACGUCAUACUUUAACUUCAUCGCCCUCCUGUUUCUCUCUCUCUCUCUCUCUCUCUCUCUCUGUCUCUUUCUCUUUCUGACACUCCAUCUCUCCAUACACCUCGCCGCGGAUUUCUCGCGCCUGACUCUCUCGGGCAGCAGCACGACCACAUUUAUGGGGGUGUCCGGAGAGUGCGUGGUCAAGGGCAGCAAAAGCAGCCACCCCUGUCACUGCUGCAGCCACGUCGGCAGUUCCGGCGCGAGCGUGCAACAAACCAGCGGCGAGCCGUACCAUCAACAUCAUCAUCAGCACCACCAUCAUCACCAUCAUCAUCACCAUCACGGCAAGCACGCACCGGGGAGCGCGUCGCCGCAGCACAACAACAGCGGCGACAACAACAUCCUGGCACCUUUGCGCAGCAAGAUGAAAGUGCUCAAGAAGCUCAAGCGCAAGAUGGGUCUAGCGCCCAGAUCGUCGAGCGCGGGUACCAACAACCUGCCGCCGUUGACGUUCCACCACGUCCACGGUGACAACAUCAGGCUGUGCAAUGGCGGCACGAUCGCCCGGAGGCACGAGAGCUUUUGCAAGGGUGUCACCUUCAGCGCCAGACCCGUGCGAGUGGGCGAGAAGGUCUGCGUCAAGUUUCUGGAGAUUUCCGACAAUUGGAGCGGCGUGAUUCGCUUCGGCUUCACCAGCAACGAUCCCAUCAACUUACGGAGCGGCCUGCCGAGAUACGCGUGUCCUGAUUUGACGAACAAGCCCGGCUACUGGGCUAAGGCGCUCGCCGAGCGAUUCGCCGAAAGGGACACGGUGCUCUUCUAUUACGUCACGUCGGCCGGCGACGUUCAUUUUGGCGUCAAUGGCGAGGAGAAGGGCCUCUUCUUCAGCGGCGUCGAGACCCGUGGCCCCCUAUGGGCGAUCAUCGACGUUUACGGCAACAGCACGGCGAUCGAGUUCGUCGACCCGAAUCGCCAGCACUUCAACAACAUCCGCAGGGGCGCCGAGCACAGCAACGAGGACAAUGCGCAGCACAGCAGACACUCGGCCAUGGACGACGCCAGCAACGCCGGCCGAGACGUCGAGAGGAUAAUCGUGCCGUCUAUGCAGAGCAUGUCGAUCCAUCACGAGCCAGACGUCGAGCUACCAGGACUCAGGUUUCAACCUCCCGGCGUCAUCUUCACUCCUUUGCCCUUCCACUCCACUCGGGGCAGAAACAUCCGUUUCAGCAACCAACAGUGCGUGGCGACGCGCACCGACACGGAAUUCUGUCACGGCUACGCGUUCACGGGUCGACCGUUGCUACUGGGUGAGCGACUGGUCGUGCAGAUUCUCUCGACGGAGCCGAUGUACGUGGGCGCUUUAGCUCUAGGCUUGACUUCGUGCGACCCGGCGCGACUCACGGCGGAGGAUCUGCCGGACGACAGCGACCUGCUGCUAGAUCGCCCCGAGUACUGGGUAGUCUCCAAGGAUGUGGCAUCGAGUCCGCAGCCCGGUGACGAGAUCGCCUUCACGGUCACGCACUAUGGCGAGGUGCAGAUGAGCAAAAACGGUGGCCCGCCCAACGUCGUCAUGCACGUCGAUCAGAGUCUUCAGCUAUGGGCAUUUGUAGACGCUUACGGAAGUACUCAACGCGUGAGAAUGCUAGCCAGCAGGCCGACCUCGCCGCCUCGACAGCGUCAGAGCAACCCAUCGCCUGCCAACAUCGUUCAACAGCAACAACAGCAACAUUCGAAUCACAGCAACGCCGCCACGGAACUAUCGAGAUUCUCCGAAAUGGUGCAGUUUAAGCCGGCCGUGGGCGGCGGCACCGUACUCGUCGUGAACUUGCCACCGCAGGCCGGUUACCCGACGCCACCACCGCCCACGCCGCAGCCGAUCUAUGCGUCCGCGACGCACAGGAAUCCGCCGCCGCAGCCGGUGCAUCUUUCCGCGGCCGCACCCGCACCGGUACCGCAUCCUGGUUCCUCGAGACAGUCCUCGCCGCCGUUGACCGGCACCAUGGCCAGCACCGGCUCAUCCACGUACGUCGACCCGGUCACCUAUCAGAGCCUGGAGGGCACCUUGACGCACGCGACGCACGCAACGUCGUCCCACCUGCAGCAGUGGAGCGAAGGCUUGCAGCCAACCCUCGCCGGCCAGCCGAGCGAGUGCUCGAUCUGCUACGAGCGCAGCAUCGACAGCGUACUCUACAUGUGCGGUCACAUGUGUAUGUGUUACACCUGCGCGAUUCAGCAAUGGCGUGGCAAGGGCGGCGGCCACUGUCCGCUCUGCCGGGCACCGAUCCGCGACGUUAUCCGCAUCUACCGCUCUUGAACGCUUCCGAAUUGAGAGAACGUGAGAAGGAGAGGGAGAGAGAGGUCGCGGAUGUGCUUAUACCCGGUUUCCACCGCCGCCGCGGCCGUCAUCUGUGCUUCCGUCGUCUUGGUUUCCUUCCGCGUCGAAUCCACCGCGCUUCAUCCCCGUCGCCCUUCUCGCCUGUGUCCCCUCGCGACUAGCGGAACGAAUAAACGAACGUAGAAUCGAAGCGGAUUUCCCACCGUUUUCACACUGCCACUAUAUCUUGUUUUUCUAAUGAAACGCGAGGCGCGUAAAACAUAGAAGAAAGUAACAUAAUUAUUUGUUAACGAGACGCCUCGCGUCAAACUUUUUCAGGAUCGCGAUCCCACUAUUGCGCCGAUCCGAGGAUUAUACGGAUUAAAAUUAAGCAGUUCCCGACGUGCCAAUGAUACCGCGUCGCUGUCAAUUAACAUGUCAAUAGGUGGACCAUCGCAUCGUGCACAAAAAAGAAAGCAGCGGUGCUUUCAAAAUCACGAUCACUGCCGCCGUGAUCGGGCGAGAACACGGAGAUGAAUCGCCGCGGAUUCGAACGAAUAAGAGAGAGAGAGAGAGAGAGAGAAUGAGUGACAAAUCGCUGUAGUUGAUUGAGUUUGCUUGUAUAUCGAUAUGCUGUCAGUCUGCGAGUGAGAAACGCGUGAAUGAGUGCGAUUACGUCAUCGACAAAAAGAGACAGAUCGAUCCUAGAUAUUUUCACAAGCGACAUAAUUGUCACUACAAUUAUUACGAUUACUAGUACCGCUCUGAACUAUUACUACUGCUAUCACUAUUACUAUUACUAUUACUCAUCAUACUACUCUUCCAAUCUUUAAUAUUAUUAUUUUAUUAUUCAUUAUCAUUAUAUUACUAUUAUAUUUUUAUUAUUAAUAUUAAUACUAUCGUUACUAUCGAUUAUAUUAUUAGUUAUUCGACCAUUAUAAUUGUCUUUAAUUACUCGCGAGCAGCUUUGUUUGCCACAAUUGCUAUUAUUUUUAUGAUUUGCCGAUUAUGGUAUGAUUGGUGAAUUAACAUAGUCAUUAUCUCGUAGCAUGAUUAUUAUUUAAUGGUGUGAUUUAAGUGCGAACUUUACCGAAUCUACGACGCCUAGGGCAUUUGGAAAGCUUAUUCGCGCAUUCCGCCGUCCUUUAGGACGAUCGAAAAGCUCUUGUCUGUCGUCCUGAUGUCUUAGUCACGAGAAAGUGAUGGGCUCCGGGAUACAAAACUGUUUUUAGUUCUUUCGGUCAUUUUCGCCUUCAACGAUAACGCUUGAACGUUUAUGAUCGCCGCCCAAUUUCAGGCGGGAUUUUACCAAAGAUCCUAAGCGUCUGUUUCUCCUAUCGCCCUUCGCGAUACUUAAUUCGUGUGCGGGCAGCCCCGAGAAUGACAGUUCGCUUAAAUCUAAUUGAACGACAUCCGUUUUGCUGCAAAACGCUAAAACGUUAGACAGAUCGUGGCACAAAUAUUCGCGUUUGACGCGUUUGAUUAAUUAUAUCUGACAAUCAGACUCUGUAAGCGCAAUUUUUUUACAAAAGCAGUUUGUAUCUGAAAGCUGACAUAAUCGUUGCGAAUUUUUAUAGUGAAAUCUCGUUUUGGACACUAUUCGACGGAGCUUGGAGCGAUCAAAAUCUUAAAUUUGCUUCGAAUUCCGCCGACAAACACGUUACUUUUGUAUUUUUAUUUUUCGCAACUCGUGUUGAGCCUUCGGAUGAAAAAUUCUGCUUAAUUUUCGAGGUAAUGCUUCGUGCCUCCAGUGUUUUGUUAACUGUGUGUUUGCAAAAAAUUUCAUCUCGAAAAGACAUUGUUAUAAGCAAAAUUCGCCUCUAAAAAUCUUCGUAAACUCGCACGGCAUCUUCUGGUUCGUUAUAAACGAAACGAAGUUGACCACGACAAGUAUCGUAAAAAAUUAUUUUGCGAUUCGUCUCGCCCGAGAGAGAGGAAGACGACGAAUUUUCUACAAUCGAGAGAAAAUGGAAGAAAUGAUUUUCGAGCUAAGAGAGAAGGAGGGAGAAAGAGAGAGAGAGAGAGAGAGAGAGAGAGGGGGGCGAAGUGUCUGGCCCUUUAAAGAAUUAAUUUUUAACGAGAAGCGAAGGAGCAAUGCUCUCCUCUUAUAAUAACGGAUGCGCAAUAAAGCGGUAGUGAAAAUCUCUAGUCCAGCGAGCGGCAGGCUCAGUCUGCCAAUCCAAAAAGUAUGAUAAAAAGAAAAGCGUUUCCCCCUUUUUCCUUUUAAGUAAACGGAAGAGGGAGAUAGGUAGAAUACAGGGAGAGAUGGAGACGGAGAAAUUUUAUAGAUACGAGGAGGAAGAUGCAAAUUAUAUCACGCGCGUCUGCCUGCAACGGCGUGUCCGAGAUUCUAUUAAAAAAAUAUAACAAUAGAUUAUUAUUAUUAUUCUAUUGAUAUGAUAUGAACGAUAAGAACCAGUCCAAAAAAACGAUAGAGCGAGAAGGAGAGAGAGAGAGAGAGAGAGAGAGUAAGAGAGAUGCUUGAUAAUAAUUACGACGAAUGUUUAUAAUUAACCUAUCAUCGUUAUCGUUGUGAUCAGCGUGAUUAAUUGUCGUAUGUUAUUCUGUCGUCAGCUUGGCCACGCCUCGAUCAUUUGCGCAACACUAUCGCCCUUAUUAUCAUCGUAAUUAUAUACGACUAACGAUUAUUUAAUUCGACAUUUAUAUUCCGCAAAGUUUAAUACAUCCGCGAGAUAGUACGCGUUUCUUUCCUUUCGUCUUUUUUUUGCAAUAUCUAUUUUAAGUUUCUCACGUAUCAGCGUAACAUGCACAAAUACGAAAUGUUCACGAUUUUUACCACCACACUUAACACACUCGAGGAAAGAACAAAAAAGUUUUACGUGCGCGAUGCGAGAGUUUCUCCGACCGUAAUGUAAAGAUGCCGACGGAAAUUUAUACAUAUGUAAUAUAAUUCGCGCAGCCGCGUGCUGUUCUAUACAAUAAAAAGCCUAUAAUAUCUA
Molecule: messenger RNA, 5637 nt
Organism: Cataglyphis hispanica
Lineage: Eukaryota; Metazoa; Arthropoda; Insecta; Hymenoptera; Formicidae
Gene: neur
Product: protein neuralized
Exons: 4
Coding region: 539-2677 (712 amino acids)
Molecular function (GO): ubiquitin protein ligase activity
Source: RefSeq, a predicted model, not a curated record